CAAAGAUAGUUUAAGUAUGACAUCAUCCCAGCCAUUGGCAAACUAGCAUGUCAUAGCAAGUCCAUGAGAAUGAGCUAGCUUAUCUUGCUGACUAUGACAAGUGGAAAUUUGUGUUGCCAAUAGCUAUUCUUUCAUGCGACUCUGAGAAGAGCAUUACGCAUAGAGAAUCUAGUAAAAUAGUUUUCGACAUUUGUUCAUAAACUUCAAUCAACGUUAACAAGCUAUCGUAGUGUCCCAAAACAUGGAACCCUUUGAUAACAACUGUACAUUGCCUGUCGUGCCUGGUCAGCCGGUUACUGCUGUUGUGCAACGAAUAGAAAUCCACAAACUACGACAUGCUGACAACUUAAUUUUGGGCUUCAGUAUUGGAGGAGGGAUGGAUCAAGAUCCAGGACAGAAUCCCUUUUCUGCGGACAAAACAGACAAGGGCAUCUAUGUGACAAGAGUAACACCAAAAGGACCAGCAGAAGUGGCAGGUCUGAAAAUGGGAGACAAAAUAAUGCAGGUUAAUGGCUGGGACAUGACCAUGGUGACUCAUGACCAAGCGCGCAAAAGGCUCACCAAGAAAAAAGAAGAUGUGGUGCGGUUGCUGGUGACCAGGAAGGGACUCGAACAGGCUGUCAAAAAUGCCAUGAUGUAAUAAUGGGAAACAAAAGCAGACACAUUCAAGGGGAAUUUAAUCAAACAGUUAAGUGGCUAACUGCCAUUGAAUCUGCAUGAUUAUAGGGGCUAGAAUUCUUUUGAGUUUUACUACAAGGAAUCAAACAUGAGUGAUACGGUCUGAACAUUCAUAUAGAGACGGUUUCAGUCCACGUACCUGGAACUACUAGCUUUGUGUAACUGCCAAAGUUCAAAGCCAUUCUAACAAGCUAUUAGAGUCUACUAUACAAGUGGCUACUCUCUGACCAUGUUUUCUUUGUGUGAUUAUUUACACAUUCUUAUACUUUUUAUUGUCUAUAUAUAAUCAGUAACACUACUUAAAGAACUCUUUUUUUUUUCUUUCUUUCUUUCUUUCUUUUUUCUGUUCACACAGCAUGAAAUCACACAUGCAUGCAUCAUACAGCAUUAAAUCAUACAAUAGGAAAUCACAACAGUGUUGACAAGCCAAACUCACAAAAUACCAAGAGGGUAGAAGUUGUUAACAGCUCUGUUAUGUCCUCAGCUCUUUUGUCUCUGCAUACACUCGGAAGAAAUCAAAUUGAAAUCUUCUGUUGUGAAUUAGCAAAAACACUCUCGUAAACAUCUUGAUGGAUUCUCAGCCAUGUUGAUGAGGAUUUGAUGGCCCAAAAGGCAUACUUCUAGAUCAGACUCAAAUACAACAUUCCUCCAUGGACCAUUUUUCAUAAACUUCAUUUGUGUACUUUUUGUUUUGUGUGCAUUGUGUGACUGGCAUGACUGGCUCCACAACAAAUAGAUUGUGGCAUUCCUGACCACAAUAGUUGACACACACCAACACACACACUCACUCACUCACCCGAUAACCUUUUAUGCAUCCAGUCUGUGUUUUUCAUGUAUUCAAGUGCCAAUUUUUGAUCAUUGUCAUAUUUAGUGCAUGGAAUUGUGGAAUUAUGUUAGAUCGGUUCAUGUUAAUCUCGUAUGGAUCUCUGUGAUUUACACCACUACCUAAUUGUUUUUAAAUCACUUUGGUUUUGGGGAUAAGGGCACCCUCUCCUUUGUAAAAAUCCAAUGAUAUUUAAUUUUUAGUACUAUCCAUACAAUUCCAAAACCGUAAUAAAUAUACCAAAUUGACCCUGCCCUUGUAAAGAAAUCAUGUUUCUGUAUGUCCAUAUAAUUCUCUCUUUGUUUUGAUGUUAUUUUAAUGUUUCAAUUUGGAGCUGACUAUGCUGGCUGACUUCAUUGACUAUGUUUAUUUCAAUCAGUAUACACUGGCUCUCUUUUGUAAGUGUCCUUUCCUUACCUGACCUUGCUGCAAUCUUUUACUGGUAGAAUCAUUUUUGAUAUUCCCAUUUUGACAUUUGAUUGUAUAUUUUUAUAUAUGGACUAUAUAAAAUAAUGUUGUUAAA
This is a messenger RNA of Clupea harengus (Atlantic herring), 2024 nucleotides long. RefSeq names its product Tax1 (human T-cell leukemia virus type I) binding protein 3 (gene tax1bp3). Gene Ontology annotation, biological process: neurotransmitter receptor transport, endosome to postsynaptic membrane; neurotransmitter receptor transport postsynaptic membrane to endosome; cell-cell adhesion. Gene Ontology annotation, molecular function: protein kinase binding. Lineage: Eukaryota; Metazoa; Chordata; Actinopteri; Clupeiformes; Clupeidae. The record is from RefSeq and is a predicted model, not a curated record. Gene Ontology annotation, cellular component: postsynaptic density; adherens junction; postsynaptic membrane.